This is a messenger RNA of Paramisgurnus dabryanus, 7682 nucleotides long. RefSeq names its product cholinergic receptor, muscarinic 3a (gene chrm3a). NCBI's taxonomy places the organism in Eukaryota, Metazoa, Chordata, Actinopteri, Cypriniformes, Cobitidae. Gene Ontology annotation, biological process: saliva secretion; chemical synaptic transmission; G protein-coupled receptor signaling pathway, coupled to cyclic nucleotide second messenger. Gene Ontology annotation, cellular component: plasma membrane; dendrite; synapse. The record is from RefSeq and is a predicted model, not a curated record. Gene Ontology annotation, molecular function: G protein-coupled serotonin receptor activity; G protein-coupled acetylcholine receptor activity.
UUGGCCUGGCAGUUAAUGACCAGAGAGAUAGAAGAAUCAGCAGCACGCGAGCGUCCAGACCGCAACAAACGUCCGAGCAAAAGCCUGUCAGUUUAUUUUUUUGGAGAGGAUCUGUGCGCUUUAAACGGAUCUACCAAAAUACUACAAGGGACAAGAGCAAGUUAUUCCCAGUGUGCACCUUCAUGUGUGUGAACUCUAUGUAGUGAGGUUUCGGGAAUGAUGAACCUGUUUGAUAUUCUGUCUCCAUGCCAACUGGUGCCUCAGGUAGAGACACACCUGAAUCCUCCCGUGAGAAGGUGACCUCUCUUAACCAAGCCAAACUCCACAGGAAUAUGCCCGGACUGCACAAUGGAUUUCAACAGCACAGAGUUGGGCCUAUACACACCCGUCCUGAAAGCAGGAAUCUACCCGGCAUCCUCUCCGUGGUCAAAUCUCCAGAACACGAGUCUCAUCAACCUCAGUGCUGUUGACAAGCUUAAUGGGAGUUAUACUGGGGUAGAAGGUCAAUCCUAUGAUCCACUCGGUGGUCACUCGCUAUGGCAGGUUAUAAUCAUUGUCGUGUUUACAGGACUUCUUUCUCUCAUUACUAUCAUUGGGAACAUAUUGGUCAUGGUGUCAUUUAAGGUCAACCGUCAGCUAAAAACAGUCAACAACUACUUUCUUUUGAGUUUGGCUGUUGCGGAUCUUAUCAUUGGGGUCAUUUCGAUGAACCUGUACACCACCUAUAUCGUCACGGGUCAUUGGACAAUGGGAAACUGGGCGUGUGAUUUCUGGUUAGCUAUAGACUACGUGGCCAGCAACGCAUCUGUUAUGAAUCUUCUCGUUAUUAGCUUUGACCGAUAUUUCUCCAUUACACGACCGCUGACGUACCGCGCCAAACGUACAACCAAACGAGCAGUGAUGAUGAUCGGCCUGGCAUGGUUCGUGUCGAUCGUACUCUGGGCGCCGGCCAUUUUGUUUUGGCAGUACUUCGUAGGCGAAAGGACCGUUCCACCAGAUAAAUGCUACAUUCAGUUUCUCUCCGAGCCAAUUAUUACAUUUUGCACCGCUAUGGCAGCUUUCUACCUGCCUGUGACGAUAAUGAGCGUCCUGUACUGGCGAAUAUACAAAGAGACCGAGAACCGCUCAAAGGAGCUUGCGGGAUUACAAGGCUCCAUCAGCCGGUUUGGCGCAGCAGAGCGACCGCACUUCCAUCUCCACGCAGCUGGGAGGAGCUCACGAAGGUGCAGCAGCUUUGAACUGGGCCAACCUGGCCACAGGCACGGACUAAGCGGGCGAUUUCACGGCUGGGGUUGGAAGUUUAGCAGCAGAGAUAGAUGUGGGCCACAACGGGAGGUGGAUCAGAGCAGCAGCGACAGCUGGAACAACAAUGAAGUUGGUCUUUCGGUAGAUCACUCAGGCUCGUCUGAUGAAGACGAGAGCGCGCCGUCCACCAAGCGGGCGAUUUUCUCCCUCGUCCUCAACCUGCCCGGCAUAAGUGCGGCUGUGAACCCUCAGGUCACUUCCUGUGAGGAUUUGGACGCAGCCUCAGAGGAAGAUCCAUUACGUUCCCCCACAGAGAACGAUGGCGGCAUUUCGCGCUCCGUUACCAACGGCAGCAAACGUUUCGUCGGGACCAUCAGCAAAGUUCAAUCUAUGUCUACCAUACAGCCGUCAACGACUAGAAUGGAUACGGGCGCAGAUGGUACCAACGCCAACAAAUCUCCACCGGCACCCAUAUCUUUCAAAGAGGCAGCCUUGGCGAAGCGCUUCGCGGUCCGUGCAAGGACGCAAAUGACGAAGCGAAAGCGCAUGUCGCUUAUAAAAGAAAAGAAAGCGGCACAAACUCUAAGUGCGAUUCUCUUUGCUUUCAUUAUAACAUGGACACCUUAUAACAUUAUGGUGCUGGUGAACACUUUCUGCAAUGGCUGCAUACCUGAGAACCUAUGGGCGUUGGGCUAUUGGCUGUGUUACGUUAACAGUACAGUGAAUCCUAUGUGCUAUGCUCUUUGCAACAAGACUUUUCGCAACACUUUUAAGAUGAUUUUGCUGUGCCGCUGGGAUCAGCAACAAAGCAGACCAAGUUUUCAUCAAAGGCAGGCUGUGAGAUUUCACAGGAACAUACCAACAGAUUCCACAUAGCAGAACGAUCUUGGGGGCGGAGCUAACUUGCAUAUGAUAAAGCUACGUAUGGUCAGUAGCUACGAGGUGGCUUCCAAAAUUUUUUGAAUUUGUGUAUAAGUCUCAUGUGGAUGUUUAGUCUCUUAUGAUCCUAAUCCAAUAGAUUUGAACAUUUAUGUAAAGGCACUGUGGUAACAAUGAAGUAACAAUAAACUGAGCAAGUGCAAUUGUCAACAGUACUUCCUGUGGACUUUUAUAAGACUUUUGCUAAUCUGCAGUGCCAACGUUCAAGAUUUGGUAUCAACAACACAAAAACUGUAUAUCUUAAACCACAAAGUGUUGAUUGAAAUACAAUUCACUCCAUUUGGAAACUUUGGGGUUGGGUAUUGCAUUAUGCUUGUUGAUGAACAGAAACUAAAAUAUGAUUUUUAAACACAACAGUGUAUAUUAUUAAGUAUUCACGUUAAGUAAUAAUAAGGUAUGUAUUUUGCUAGUGAAAUGUGCUGAUUUCUGUGAAACCGUGAGAGCACAGGGGUUUAGUAUGUUUGCUGGAGUAAGUGUUAAUGUUCUGCAACAUGUGAGCCACGGUUUAUCGGUUUGUAGAAAGGCUUUAUUGGUUAUUCAUAAACAGCACUUCCUUAUGCUGCUCUUGUAUAAAAUGUGGUUGUUUACAUUGUUUUGAUACUAGUAUUGCAUAAUAAGUAGGCAUACAGUGCACAUUAAAUACGUUUGUAUUGUUUGGACUUUGGAUUUGUGCACUGAUGACAGUGGGCUAGCUGUGAAAUUUUCAAGAACCUUUUGUUUUUGUAACUGACAUUAAAGGGAUAGUUCACCCCAAAACUAAUACUUUAUAAUUGUUUUCUCACCCUGGUGUCGCUUGAACCCCCAAUGUUCUUCUGAUCCCAACUGCAGAUUUCUCAAAAGAAGUGUUGGCCACCAUCCACUCCCAUAGUAACCAGAAAACCCAUCAAGCUUUAAAAUGACCCAGAAGUGUUAAAGGUGGGGUACAUGAUCUCUGAAAGCCAAUGUUGACAUUUGAAAUCACCUAAACAAACAUGCCCCUACACUAAUAGAAUCUGAACCUUCAUUUGAUAGACCCGCCCCAACACAUACGCAACCCAGGCAACAAUGUCGUUUCGUAGACAGUAGACACUCGGCCUUACUCCCUUUUACAAAAUUGUUUUUCAAAAAUCACACGCCCCGCCUUUAAAUGUUUAUAACUUCACUCACCUUAUGUCAUUUAUUUUAAGAGACAUUUACUCCUCUACUUUCCUGUUGUGGAUAUUGCUGUUGUUUCAGAUGUUACACAUAAUUUAAAACUAAAUAUUUCAUGCCCAAACACCAGUUCAGAAACAGACUCACACCUGUAAGUAAAUGCAGAUGUCAAUCCCGAAAUUUUCCUGAAUAAACGCAGAACUGAAAGGGAAGCAACACUUAAAAAAAAAUCUGCAUUUAGGUUCUGAAAGCAGAGACAGAUAUUAGAGGUUCAAAUGAAAUGUAAAUAAUGACAAAAUGAAAAUUUUGGGGUGGACUAUCUCUUUAAGGCUAAGUCACACCAGUCCAUGUAUGUCUGAAUUAGCCUUUAGUGUGAUGAGGGAUAUUUCCAUUUACAUUGCUUAACUAAAUCUAAACUUAUUUUAGAUACGUUUGUACAGUAAAUUAAUUUACUAGACUGUAUGGUUAAUCAUCUUUAUUGUCAGUGCCAUGCUUUAACAUCACACUGUAAAAAAUACUUUGCUGCCUUAAAAUUUUUUGUUAAAUCAACUUAGAUUUACAAGUCAUGUCAACAAAGAAGAGUUGUCACAACUUAUAAAAUAUAGUUGAAAAAAGUCAACUUAAUUUUAUACGUUAUACUCACCUGUAGUUAUAACAACUCAUCUCUAGUCAAGAUAAAUCAUAGUAAGUUGAAAUGAUUUGUAAAUCCAAGUUGAUUCAACAAAAAUGUUUAAGGCAGCAAAGUAUUUUUUACAGUGCAGAGGUGGGGUCCAAAAAUGUAAGACUUGUGACAGUGCUUAUAUUUUGCUUUUUUAUUUAAUUCUUUUUUUUAUUACAGAGUAAUGUAUACUAUCUAUAUUAUAAUUUGAGUAAAGCGUUUUACUCAAAACCGAGUGUAAGCUGAAUUGAAGGAUUUUUUAGAAUUUAGUAUGCCCCCUUUUGCUUUACUGACAGCAUGAACUUGAGCUGGAAUAGACUAAAUCUGUUGAGCCGUGAUAUUUCGCAUGAUUUGAGAAUGUGUCAAAUUAACAUCUUUUGUGCUUCAGUGGAAGUAAGGAUAAACUGAAGCUUUUGGACAUAUUAUAACCUAAGUCCAGUUAGUUACCUGCCUGCAGAUUAGCUUAAAGGAAAACACCACCGUUUUUCAAUAUUUUACUAUGUUCUUACUUCAACUUAGACAAAUUAAUACAUUAAAUGCGUGCACUUAAUCUUUGUACAGCGCAUUGUGAAUGUGUUAGCAUUUAGCAUAGCCCCAUUCAUUCCUUAGGAUCCAAACAGAAAUGAAUUUAGAAGCCUCCAAACACUUCCAUGUUUUCCCUUUUAAAGAUGGUUACAUGAGUAGUUACAUGAGUAAGUAUGGUGGCACAAAAAAGUGGAGAUUUUUUAAGCAAAUAAAAAUGAGAACUAUAUUGCAUGGUGGAAGAGCACUUAGUUUGCAGCACUUCACCUUUGGGCACAGUAAUAUCAACGGAAGUUUGAGCGAGAGGGGAAGUAGUCACAAAGAAUAUAGAAGCACAAGAGGGGAAACUCUCAUUCGUUUUUGGCAACAGUCACUAGGUGGCGCUUCAGUAGGGCGGCCGCCAUUUUGGAAUGAAAAUUCUCACAGCCAAUUCAUUCUCAAUUCAUUCUCAGCGAAUCUCACAGCCAAAUCAGAAGCACAAUAGUAAGUUUCUUAGAUUAAAAUUUGGUUUACUUGCUACACCUACACGAAAUGCUGUAUUGUCUUGUAUGCAUGUGUUGUGUUGUUGUUGUUAUCAGUUGUGGAAUCCAAUCAUUAAAUAGAUACACAUUUGAGGUAGUUUUUUCUUGCUUUAUUAUGUAAAUCUAUUUUAUGCAACUUUACACAUUUAUUAGUUACCAACUCCAGUAGGUAUGAAAUAUAUUUUGUACAUAUUAAUCCCCUGGAUCCCGCUACAAACAUUAUAAUCUUAUAGAACAUGAUGCAUUGUUCUGUCUGUUAUCCUAUAAUUGCCACUUUUGGACAGUGGCUGUGGUUUUUUUCUACUUAAUCCAUUUUGAGCAAUUCAGAUGUAUAUGUGUGUUGUGUAUAUGGAGCCAAAAUAUUAUGUGUGGAUGAGUUUAUGUCGGUAUGUUUGUAUGUAAAAUUAGCAUAAAAGUGGAAGACUUGUCUAAAUAUCUGAAAAUAAGUUGUAAAAAGGGAAUAAUGAUCACUGGUCUGAUUGUAUGUUAUUCUGUGUUAUCAUCAUUCAGUUUGAAUUUGAUCUUUUAAUGUACAAAGUAGCUGAUAUUGCCAUCACUUCUAGUUAACUCCCGAGUCGCUUUCAUUCCAAAAUGGCGGAUUUGUAGGGCUGCUGCUGGGCGCUGGUGUUGCAAUGGAACGUUCUAUUGAGUUUCCCCUCUUGUGCUUCUAUACUCUUUGGUAGUCAUAGGAGCGAUGAUGUUACUGCGCGCCGAGGUCAAAGUUCUGCAAACGCAGUGCUCUUUCACCAUACAAUAUAGUUCUCAUUUUUAUCCGCUUAAAAAUCACCACGUUUUAUUUGUGCCACCAUACUUACUCGCGUAAGUCUUUAAAUAGGAAAAACUGUUUGGUGGCUUCUAAAUUCAUCCCUGUUUGGAUCCUAAGGAAUGAAUGGGGCUAGGAUAAAUGCUAACACAUUCAGGACGCGCUGUACAAAGAUUAUGUGCACGCAUUGCAAAAAGAUUUCGUCUAAGCUGAGGUAAGAACAUAGUAAAAUAUUGAAAAACGUUGGUGGUUUUCUUUAAAGUUGCAGUAUGUAACAUUUUUGGUUAAAAAUUAGCUAAAUUAGUUAUUGGACAAGUACAUAAUCCAUGUUUUUAAAACGGUCUCCUUACCUAAAUUUGCAAAUGUUAGUUUAAAAUAAUGUUUUAUUUGAGUUUUUAAGGUAGGAUUUCACAGGAAAUGUCAAUUUGACCUUACCCCUUAAAAAGAUAUGUAGACAUAUGUAAAGCUUUCUCGCUGUAAAAAAUAAAAAGUUGGUUCAACUUAAAGCAACACUAUGUAGUUUUUUUACCUUUAAAUAAUGUCUCUAAAAUUAUUUCAGUGAUAGAACAACUUUUAACUGGACAAAUUGUACUGUUGCUGCAACCUGAGCAGCCUUCUAGCUGCUACAAGCACACUCUGAAAGUGGCGGUGGAGGGUAGGAAACACAGCCCCGCCCCUCCCCCUGCCUGCAGAAGAGUGUCUGAUACCAGGCACUGUUGAGCUUUUCAACCACAUGGGGGAGCUGUAAGUUAUUUUUACAUGGAAACUGCAUAGUGUUGCUUUAAUAAAGUAAGUGGCCUGUUUGCCUUCAAAUUUUUGUUAAUUUAACUUAAAAAUAUUAGUUGAGACAUUUUAACUAAUAUUUUUUAAGUUGAAUUAACUCAUAACUUUAAGGCAACCAGGUAACUUACUUCUUUAACUCUUUCCCCGCCAGAGUUUAAAAAAAAGUUGCCAGCCAGCGGCAGCAUUUUUUAUGAUUUUCACCAAAGUUUAAUGCCUUCCAAAAAAAUUAUUCUUUAAAUAUAUAAACAUACAAUAUUUCAAAUGAAAGAACAGACCCUCUGCUUUCAAAAAAGUUUCAUCCUACCUUUAUUUGUUUAUCACUUCUCAAAUAUGGGUAGGUUUCUAUAAAAAUAACACAUUUUGAGCAAAAAGCUGAGAUAAUUUUGUUUUUGUGAAGGACUUUUGAUAGAGAUCAGAUUCAAAGCGAUAAUCAAAACAUACACUGAGUUUGAACUGUUUGAUGUAAGGGGUUGCUUCCCGGUUUUAUAAGAUGGGUAAGAGCACCAUCUGGUGGAUAAUAGCGGAAAUAUGGUGAAAAAACUUGUCAUUGGCAGGGAAAGAGUUAAGUUAAACCAACAAAUAUUUUUACAGUGCUGCAAUUUUAUGAUGUGUAAGCAAAGUUCCAGAUCACAGCUUUAAAGAAAACGCAUGAAAUAAAAACCCAUUAGUCGUACAAUACAUACGAUAUUUAAAAUGUUUUGAUGCAAUGAUUUUUGUAUUUUAAUGGACCUGAGUGACCAAAGAGAAGUCAAAGCCAGUUAGCAUAGUAUGUCCCUACUGUAGUAGGUAGAUUAAUUCAUCUACCAUUUAGUUUAAUACCAGUCCAGUGUUUUUAAUCUAAUGAUGAAAAUGCCUUGAUUGUAAUUUAUUCAUCAUCGGUAUUGGAACACAACUACGGCUUUGUUCUGAUAAAUUUUGAUAUGUUUUUGUGUUUUACAGUACAUUGAACAUUAAAUGGCUGUAUGUUUUGUAAAGCCCUGUAAGAUCAAAGUAAACAAUUGAGCUUCUGUGCGGUGCAAUGUUUGUGAUUGUGCUCCUGUUAUGUUUUCAAUUGGCAGUGUACAAGUCAAAGUUUAAUGAUGCAGUUUCUGUCAAAUUUGUGGUAACUGUUAAAUGUUAC